Messenger RNA from Chenopodium quinoa (quinoa), 2731 nucleotides. Its product is annotated as probable methyltransferase PMT21. Gene Ontology annotation, molecular function: methyltransferase activity. The record is from RefSeq and is a predicted model, not a curated record. The coding region runs from base 393 to 2198 and encodes 601 amino acids. NCBI's taxonomy places the organism in Eukaryota, Viridiplantae, Streptophyta, Magnoliopsida, Caryophyllales, Amaranthaceae. Gene Ontology annotation, cellular component: trans-Golgi network; cytoplasm; endosome. The transcript has 9 exons.
CAAAUUUCUCUCACCAUAUCUCUCUCUCUCACACUCUUACUCUUUCUCACUUGACUUCCAUCCUCUCUUUCUCUCUCUCUCUCUCUCUUUUUUUUGGAGAGAGAAAGUUCUCCACCAUCCAUUUUUUGGGUGAUAAUUUGCUUGGUGCUCUGUUGCUAGAUUCAGGCAAAAGAUUAAGAUUUACAAAAAAGUUAUAAGGAUAAAUACAAGGGUCAGACCGUCUUAUACAAGAAUUUACGUGUGCGCUAACACUUCCCGAGUUUGGUGUCUUUCCAUUAGAUUUGAUUGUGGAAGUCUGAAGUGAGUAAUCAUCUAGGUCUAAGUAGCUUUGGUUUUUCCAUCAUUUAUUACCGGUGUUGGGUUUUUCUGGUAAAUCAUCAAGUCUAAGUAAGAUGAAGUUUAAAGAUGGAAGGCCGAUUUCUCACCCUGAUAAAGCUGUGAAGAUCGUCCCCCUGUCGUUCAUCAUUGUUCUGUUAUGCGGGAUAUCAUUCUAUCUUGGUGGGGUAUUCAAUAAUAUUGAUGCUAAAGAUAUCACCGACGCGGUUACAAAAACAGAACAAAAACGGACGACGAAAUCAGCUGUCGCACCUCUACAGAUUAAGUCUGUUUCCUUCCCUAUAUGUGGCGUUGAAUACCAGGAUUACACUCCCUGCACUGAUCCAAGGAGAUGGAAGAAGUAUGGUUACAAACGGCUUGCUUUCUUGGAACGACAUUGUCCACCAAUAUUCGAAAGAAAAGAGUGCUUGGUGCCCCCACCUGAGGGGUAUAAAUUGCCAAUUAGAUGGCCAAAGAGCAAGAACGAGUGUUGGUACAGAAAUGUGCCAUACGAUUGGAUCAACAAGCAGAAGUCUAAUCAGCAUUGGCUGAAGAAAGAAGGAGAAAAAUUCUUCUUCCCUGGUGGAGGCACGAUGUUUCCCAAGGGAGUCAGUCAUUAUGUAGAUCUUAUGGAAAACUUGCUUCCUCAAUUGAAAGAUGGAACUAUUCGUACUGCUAUUGAUACUGGCUGUGGGGUCGCUAGCUGGGGAGGCGAUUUGCUGGAUAGAGGAAUUCUUACUGUCUCCCUAGCCCCAAGGGAUAACCAUGAGGCACAAGUUCAAUUUGCCCUGGAACGUGGUAUUCCUGCAAUUCUAGGAGUUAUUUCAACACAACGACUUCCUUUCCCUUCCAGUUCGUUUGAUAUGGCUCACUGCUCAAGAUGUCUUAUCCCUUGGACAGAGUUUGGUGGAGUCUACCUCAUGGAAAUUCACCGUAUACUUCGGCCAGGAGGUUUCUGGGUUCUUUCUGGACCACCUGUGAACUAUGAAAACCGUUGGCGAGGGUGGAAUACCACUGUUGAGGAACAAAGAUCAGACUAUGAAAAAUUACAGGAAUUGCUUACUUCUAUGUGCUUCAAGCUGUUCAGCAAAAAGGAUGAUAUUGCUGUGUGGCGGAAGGCUUCAGACAAUAGCUGCUAUGAUGAGAAGCUUGCUAAUCCUGAUGCUUAUCCUCCCAAGUGUGAUGACAGUGUGGAGCCUGACUCAGCUUGGUACACUCCUCUACGCUCGUGUGUGACAGUCCCAAACCCAAAGUUCAAAAAAUUGAGUUUGAAAUCCGUGUCAAAGUGGCCACAACGUUUGGACGUUGCACCAGAUCGCCUCUCUGAUAUUCCUGGUGGGAAUGGCGGUGCCUUCAAGCAUGAUGAAAGCAAGUGGAAGGUCAGAGUUAAGCAUUACAAGAAGUUGGUCCCGGCCUUGGGAAGUGACAAGAUAAGGAAUGUUAUGGAUAUGAAUACAGUGUAUGGGGGUCUUGCAGCUCAACUAAUUGAGGAUCCUGUUUGGGUUAUGAACGUAGUUUCCUCCUAUGGUCCUAACACAUUGCCUGUGGUUUAUGAUCGGGGUCUCAUUGGAGCUUAUCAUGACUGGUGCGAGCCAUUCUCUACCUAUCCAAGAACAUAUGAUCUUCUUCACGCAGAUGGCCUCUUCACUGCUGAAAGUCAUAGGUGCGAUAUGAAGUAUGUGCUCUUGGAAAUGGAUCGAAUCCUUCGACCUAGUGGGUAUGCUAUCAUCAGGGAAAACAACUACUUUGUGGAUUCUAUCAGUACUAUUGCCAAGGGGAUGAAGUGGGAGUGUCGCAAGGAAGAAACUGGUUACAACAGUGAGAAUGAAAAGAUACUAGUAUGCCAGAAGAAACUCUGGUACUCUAAACAGAGUUCAAGAUGACAAACUAUAGCAGUCUUUGAAUCACGAAGGCCAUCGAGUUUUCUGGUUGAGAAUGAAAUAUAAGUUAUACUCUUGAUGUAAUUUAGAGAAAGAUCAAGAGCACAGGUCAAGAAAGGCAAAGCUUAUAUAGAUGAUUCUUUUUGCCGCACGAGAAGGAACGUGCUGUCUAUCCAAUUCAUUAUAGAAGAAUUCAAAGUUUUAUAAAAGAAACCAGAGUUUGUCAUACUGAAAUUAGUCUAUUAGAAAACAAUAUGAUCUUACAGUAUUAUUUUGUAGUUGAUGUAUUUUUUUUUUAAUCAAGUUUAUACAUGCUCCGAACAUUGUACUCCGUACUAAAAAUAGCCAGUACCUUAAAUUUUGUGCACGUGAUGAUAUGAAAAUGUGCUGAGAUUUUUACACCAUGAAUUGUCAGCUUUUAGCCAGCAACUCCAGUGGUUGUUUCUGAGGAUGAUCUUUGUAACAAUGUUUAACCCCUUUUCAGUCGUUUAAGACCUUACUUUAGCGUCAAUAAAAAGGCUCUUUUUUGACUUAAA